This is a messenger RNA of Priceomyces carsonii, 2100 nucleotides long. RefSeq names its product glycogen (starch) synthase (gene GSY1). Bases 1 to 2100 code for a protein of 699 amino acids. The record is from RefSeq and is a predicted model, not a curated record. Gene Ontology annotation, molecular function: alpha-1,4-glucan glucosyltransferase (UDP-glucose donor) activity. Gene Ontology annotation, cellular component: cytoplasm. NCBI's taxonomy places the organism in Eukaryota, Fungi, Ascomycota, Pichiomycetes, Serinales, Debaryomycetaceae. The transcript has a single exon. Gene Ontology annotation, biological process: glycogen biosynthetic process.
AUGAGCCGUGAUAUCAAGAACCACUUGUUGUUUGAAGUUGCCACCGAGGUGGCCCAUAAAGUAGGGGGCAUUUAUUCAGUUUUGAAAUCCAAGGCGCCAAUAACGGUAGCAGAGUACAGGGAACGCUACACCCUUAUUGGCCCUCUAAAUGCCGACUCAGCUCAAAUAGAAGUUGAGCAACUACCAGUAAAGGACCCAUUGAUUAAACAGAGUUUGGAUUCAAUGAGUGGUAGGGGCAUCAAGUGGAUUUAUGGUAGAUGGUUAAUUGAGGGGGCUCCCCGUGUUUUACUCUUUGAUAUCUGGUCCGCAGGUAAUAAUCUAAACGAAUGGAAAUCUGACUUGUGGAAUACAGGUGGUAUUCCAACACCUGACCAUGACCUGGAAACUAACGAAGUGAUUUUGUUGGGUUAUUUGGUUGCUUGGUUUCUUGGGGAGUUGGUUUAUAUUGACCGUGAAAGAGCUGUCAUUUGUCAUUGCCAUGAGUGGUUGGCGGGCGUUGCUUUACCGUUGUGCCGGAAACGGCAGAUUGAUGUGACAACUAUAUUCACUACACAUGCCACGUUAUUAGGUCGAUACUUAUGCGCUGGAUCCACUGAUUUUUAUAACAACUUGGCAAAUUUUGAUGUUGAUCUUGAAGCGGGAAAAAGAGGUAUCUACCACCGUUAUUGUAUUGAGAGAUCAGCUGCACAUUCAGCAGAUGUAUUUACAACGGUAUCGCACAUUACGGCAUACGAAGCAGAGCAUUUACUAAAACGAAAGCCCGAUGGUGUCUUGCCCAAUGGUCUUAACGUAGUGAAGUUUCAAGCGGUUCAUGAGUUUCAAAAUUUGCACGCCGUUAAGAAAGAGAAAAUACAAGAAUUCGUUAAAGGGCACUUUUAUGGAAACUAUGAUUUUGACUUAGAAAACACGCUAUAUUUUUUCAUAGCGGGAAGAUACGAAUUUAGAAAUAAAGGUUGCGAUUUUUUUAUUGAGUCGUUGGCCAGAUUGAAUCAUAGAUUGAAGGAAGCAGGAUCAAAAAUGACAGUGGUAGCUUUUAUCAUUAUGCCUGGACGUACAAAUUCUUAUACCGUGGAGACCUUAAAGGGUCAAGCUGUAAUUAAGCAAUUAGAAACGACAAUCGAAGAAGUCCAAAAGAAAGUAGGCGAGAGGCUUUUCGAGCAUUGUGCUAGGUUUCCUAAUAAUCCUAGCACAUCCAAUGGGGGUGAAGUUCCAUCUAUUGAAGAGUUGAUCAAACCUGCAGACAGGGUACUCUUGAAGAGAAGAAUCUUUGCCUUGAAGAGGGAUGGGUUACCACCAAUUGUUACUCAUAAUAUGUCUGAUGAUUCUCAUGAUCCCAUCUUGAAUCAAAUUAGACGUGUUCAGUUGUUCAACAAGCCGGAGGAUAGGGUGAAAAUAAUUUUUCAUCCAGAAUUCUUGAAUGCAAAUAACCCCAUUUUAUCUCUUGAUUACGACGAGUUUGUUCGUGGCUGUCAUUUGGGAGUUUUUCCAUCGUACUAUGAACCGUGGGGAUAUACUCCCGCUGAAUGUACUGUGAUGGGUGUUCCUUCCAUAACUACCAACCUCUCAGGUUUUGGAUGCUAUAUGGAAGAUUUGAUCGAAGAUACUUCGGACUAUGGAAUUUAUAUAGUAGACAGAAGAAUGAAGUCAGUAGAUGAGUCGAUUAACCAACUUACCGAUUACAUGUUCAACUUUGCCCAGAAGACUAGAAGGCAAAGAAUAAAUCAAAGAAAUAGAACUGAAAGACUAUCAGACUUGUUAGACUGGAAAAGAAUGGGACUUGAGUAUAUUAAGGCUCGUCAAUUAUCUUUAAAAAGGGCUUACCCUUACAAAUUUAACAAUGGUGCAAACCCAUUUACGAAUCUGUCGAACUUGAAAUUAAGUAGGCCACUAUCUGUACCUGGAUCGCCUAGUAGUAAGGUUGGAAUCAUGACACCAGGAGAUCUAGGAUCUUUGCAAGAGGCUCAAGAAUCUUUAGAUACUGCUGACUAUGUUGGAUUUAGUUUAGGUGAUGUGGAUGAUGACGAUGGAGACCAGGAUGGCUCUCAUUAUCCCUUGACUUUAAGGGGAAAUUCUGCACCUCCUGCGGAUGAGAAUGAAUGA